UUCUCAAUACUGACUAGUAGGUGUUUUUUUUUAAGAUAUUGAAUGCAUAUAAUGACAUCAUUAUAAUAGCAUACCAGAAUAGACUUUCUCAUAAAAACUUCCCAUCCAAAGACUGCAUUAGCAUACUUGAAUGGUUUCAAGCUCAUCCCGUUAGCAUAGCAAACACAUCGUGUUGCAUUAUGAGUAAUACCAUGUCUAAAAUGAACUACUCAGCAUUGGAACAGAACAGAAAUGAACCAGACAUGCAGGCCACAACUACUCAUACUAUACCUCACAUAGAUUUUCCCUUCCAGAAGGUAAGGCAGUGGAAAAAAAGGCUAAGAAUCUAUGUCAUUGUCCUAGCGCUUCUAGGCUCAUGUACUCUAUAGAUUUAACUAGAAUCACGUUAAAUGUCUCUGAAAACCCUCUCCGCAGGAGACGCUAGAAAGACGUCGGGAGUGCCUAACACGACAAAGAGACGCAGUCAAACACAGACUGAAGAAUCUGGCCACGCGCCAGUCAAAUAUCACAGUAAGACCUUCCAGACUGUUCCAAUACUAUCCCUCUUUGGUUGUGUACACUGUAAGAUGUUAAGUUCUGUGUACCGGAUGAAGCGAUCCCAUGUACCUGACCCCAGUGGUGGAUGACUUGUACUUGCCUCAGAGGAGGUCUCUGGCCAUAAAGGAGAGCAUCAUCAGGAAGUAUGAGGAGCUCCAGAAGGUUCUGGAGGAGGACCUGAGGCUCACGCUGGCCUUCCUUGAUGUGCAGGAGCGAGCGGCCGUCUACGCCCUGGACGGACUCAUGGAGAGCAACUGCUCUCUCAUCCAGGAGAUAGAGCAGGACCUGGCCAGGACCACUGCCCAAAUGGCCCAGGAGGACAUGCCCACCGAGGAGAUGCAGGAAACAGAGAUCGUGAAAAGGUACGUUGUAGUAGCCAAUCGCAUGGUUCGUCCUCCAUCCUGCAGAACUGGUCCAGCUUCUUCACCCUCUUUGUUGACAUCCAUCUCCCUCAGGAUCAGCCACCUUCUCAACAGCACAGACCCCAGCACCAUUAGCCUGGAUGAGGCCAUGGCAGACCAGAUCCUCAGCCUGACCGACCGGAUGUUCCAACUCAUCCGAUCUCAGACGCCAAUCACCAAGCAGCUCAUCAAGGCCUAUUCCAGCCAGGUGUCCCUGGACCCGGAGACGGCCCACCCCAAACUCCUCAUCUCGCCCGGGGGCGACCGCGCCACCUACACGCAGGCCUGGCAGGAAGUGGCCGACCUCCCGGGGCGUUUCGACAGCACCCUCAACGCCAUCAGCCUGCAGGGCUUCAGCGACGGCCGCCAUUACUGGGAGGUGGACGUGACUGGGAAGACCUACUGGGAGCUGGGCCUCACCUACCCCACCAUCGCCCGCAAGGGCAACUCCGAGGACUGCUGGCUGGGGCGGGGCAAGGAGUCCUGGUGCGUGGAGUUCUUCGACGGCGAGUACACGGCCUGGCACGGCGGCGUCCCCCACCAGCUUCCUGUCACGCGGCGCUUCCGGCACAUCGGGAUACUGUGCAGUUUCCCCGCGGGCAUGGUGACGUUCUUGGGGGCUGACGACAUGACCCCGCUGUUCUGCUUCUGCGUCGGAAGCUUCACGCACCCGCUGCACCUGGCGGUGUGUCCGGGACACGACCACAACGGGGCAAACGUCAACCCCAUCGUGAUCUGCAGCGUGACUUGACCGACCCUUUGUUAGGCUUUGUAGUGCGCUGCUAUUGAUGUCCUUGUUUUUUUCCUGUUUUAUCAGGAAAGUCUUAUGAGUGGAAUUGCUGAUCGGUUUAUUGUUGGUUGGUUAUUUAUCGUUGUUGAUUUUGUUUGGGUUAACUUUAUCGGUCACCGGUUCGUUCUAACAAAAUACAUUUUCUGAAUAUAGAUUUUAAACAAUAAUGGAAUUUAGAUUUGAAACAAUAACGGUUUAGUUAAACCUAAACCAGAAAAGUUCUCGGAAUUUAGGGCUGCUGUAGAGUCCUGGGCGGUAUUCAGUUGAUUGCAAUCUGCAACCUCACCACUAGAUGCCACUAAAUCCUACACACUGCGCCUUUAAAUCAAUCUCACCAAUAUCAGCAGGUGACUUCAAAUGGAUUGGCCAAUGUCUACAUUCAAACAGAUAGUACGCUCUUUACCAACAUGCACUCUGGAACGUUUGCAAUGACCUAAGUUGCACCCACCUACUAAUUUUCACUCGAUUUUAAAAUUAAAUAAAAAGGGAAAUCUGAGAAACGGCAUAAAAUGCCUCAUGGGUUUGUAAGUUGAAUUG
Molecule: messenger RNA, 2265 nt
Organism: Gadus macrocephalus (Pacific cod)
Lineage: Eukaryota; Metazoa; Chordata; Actinopteri; Gadiformes; Gadidae
Product: probable E3 ubiquitin-protein ligase TRIML1
Exons: 3
Coding region: 601-1689 (362 amino acids)
Molecular function (GO): protein binding
Source: RefSeq, a predicted model, not a curated record